AGGAUUUCCUAAUUCUGAAACAUACACGAACAUACGUUCGAAUCAACAAUCGAAGUAGAGCGAACAGAAGUAAAUUUACUCUAACAAAAUGUAUCUUCCUCGAGUGUCGAGAGAUAUAAACUGUAAAUGGAUCUUACGAGUGACCCAACAAUGUAUCUCGAUUAUCGGCGAAACGUCCUACAGAUCGAUUACGAAAAUGACAGUGCGCGAUGCACUGAACAUGGCCCUCGACGAAGAACUGGCUCGGGAUGAAAGAGUGUUCAUAUUGGGAGAAGAGGUCGCGGAAUUCGAUGGCGCUUAUAAGAUAACGCGUGGUCUCUGGAAGAAAUACGGUGACAAAAGACUGAUCGACACACCGAUCACGGAAGCUGGAUUCUGCGGUAUCGCCAUCGGCGCGGCGCUUCUAGGCCUAAGGCCGAUAUGCGAAUUUAUGACCUUCAAUUUCUCCAUGCAAGCCAUCGACCGUAUCGUCAAUGGCGCCGCGAAAAAUCUCUACAUGUCCGCCGGUAAAUUUCCUGUUCCUAUCUUGUUUCGAGGUCCGAACGGUAACGCCAAAGGUUUGGCCGCGCAGCAUUCUCAAUGCUUUGCCGCGUGGUUCAUGAGCACGCCCGGCUUGAAAGUUUUGUCACCAUCGACUUGCGAAGAUUAUAGAGGUUGCUUGAAGGCAGCUGUGCGAGAUCCUGAUCCCGUAAUCAUGCUAGAGAGUGAGCUUCUUUACAACAUUGAGUUUCCCGUGUCAGAUGAAGCCAUGGACAAGGACUAUCAGAUACCCCUCGGGAAGGCUAAAGUGGAGAAAUCCGGCAGGCACAUCACUCUAGUGACGCACGGCCAGGCGUACGUGUAUACGCUUCAAGCGGCCGAAUUGUUGGCGGGACAAGGUAUCGAGGCGGAAGUUAUCAAUUUACGAUCACUAAGACCCUUGGAUUGGGACACGGUGUUCAAGUCGAUUGGCAAAACACACAGGCUAAUGACUGUUGAACUGGGCUGGCCUAGAUGCGGAGUAGGAGCUGAGAUUGUCGCGACGGUGAUGGAAAAUCCAGUUUUCUUUCAGCUCGACGCACCUGCGGUUCGCUGCACCGGCAUCGACGUUCCAAUGCCCUAUUCUGAGAAGAUCGAAUAUGAAUGCACUCCAAAGGAUCACCAUAUAGCCGAUUACGCUAAACGCAUCUGCGGCACAAAAUUCUGAUAGUUUUUCCUCAUUGUAUUAAUAGUAUAGUUUUGCGCGAUUUAUAAAAUAAAGU
Molecule: messenger RNA, 1241 nt
Organism: Monomorium pharaonis (pharaoh ant)
Lineage: Eukaryota; Metazoa; Arthropoda; Insecta; Hymenoptera; Formicidae
Product: pyruvate dehydrogenase E1 component subunit beta, mitochondrial-like
Exons: 1
Coding region: 89-1186 (365 amino acids)
Biological process (GO): pyruvate decarboxylation to acetyl-CoA
Molecular function (GO): pyruvate dehydrogenase (acetyl-transferring) activity
Source: RefSeq, a predicted model, not a curated record